Messenger RNA from Acomys russatus (golden spiny mouse), 815 nucleotides. It is a transcript of the gene Bacc1, whose product is annotated as chromosome 25 C17orf49 homolog. The coding region runs from base 51 to 626 and encodes 191 amino acids. The transcript is spliced from 6 exons. The record is from RefSeq and is a predicted model, not a curated record. NCBI's taxonomy places the organism in Eukaryota, Metazoa, Chordata, Mammalia, Rodentia, Muridae. Gene Ontology annotation, cellular component: MLL1 complex; NURF complex.
GGCGGCGGCGGCGGCGGCGGAGCGUCUCCGUGAGGAGGUGCGCGGGGGCCAUGACGUCAGCGUCCACCAAGGUUGGAGAGAUCUUCUCUGCGGCCGGCGCCGCCUUCACGAAGCUCGGGGAGCUGACGAUGCAGCUGCAUCCAGUGUCGGACUCUUCCCCUGCCGGUGCCAAGUGGACGGAGACGGAGAUAGAGAUGCUGAGGGCUGCUGUGAAGCGAUUUGGGGACGACCUUAAUCACAUCAGCUGUGUCAUCAAGGAACGGACAGUGGCUCAGAUAAAGACCACCGUGAAACGAAAAGUGUAUGAAGACUCUGGUGUCCCUCUUCCAGCAGAGUCACCCAAGAAAGGGCCCAAGAAGAUGACAUCUGGUGUCCUCUCACCUCCAACCGCCCCUCCACCCAGCAGCUCCAGUGUUCCUGAAGCUGGGGGUCCUCCCCUAAAGAAACAGAAGGCUGAUGUGACCCUCAGUGCUCUGAGCGACUCCGACGCCAACAGUGACCUGGUGGAUGUUGAAGGGCUAGGAGAGACUCCUCCAGCCAAGAAACUCAGCUUUGACCAGGACAGCCUGACCCUGGACUCGGGCCUUCUCUCGACCUCUGCUGAUGCUCCUCUGCUUUCCUGCUGAGCCUUCUACCUCUGACCCUUGAUGCUCACCCUGGACCUGUGGACCACCUGGGACUCUAAGCAAGGACUGCAUGAGAGGGUCAGAGAGCUGCCGGAGCUGUCCACCUCGGUCCUGAUACCCACGUGCCCUCACCCUCCCACCUCCAUCUGAUGGACAUUUUUAUACAGAAAAUUAUAAUAAUAAUAAUAA